This is a messenger RNA of Angiostrongylus costaricensis, 1031 nucleotides long. The record is from the annotation of a GenBank genome assembly. NCBI's taxonomy places the organism in Eukaryota, Metazoa, Nematoda, Chromadorea, Rhabditida, Metastrongylidae.
CUAUGUGGUCAGUGCUCUUAUUUUCCGUUUGUUCCACUCUGCUUGUGUCCGUUCGAGCACAAGAUGAUCCAGAAGGAAUCGACGACGAAGGAGCGGAUGCCGAAGCAAUUUACAAUAAAACGUAUAGCGAAUAUCAGACGGAUUUGGAAAGAACCAUUUUUAAGGAUUACGUGAACACAAGAAGACCUGUGAGACAUUCACCAAUUUUCCGAUGUCAUCACCACAAUCAGUAUGACUACUCGCUUAGGAACAUCUCGAGGCCAACAGAUGUGAGCAUUCAUUUCCAUAUUGUGCAUGUGUCAAUCAAUCAACAGGAGCAAACGAUGACGGUCCACGGUCACCUUUAUAUGACGUGGAUUGAUGAAUUUCUCGGCUGGGAUGUGACGGCCUUCAACGGAAUUCGCAUAACAAGAUGCUCAAAAUGGAGAGUUUGGCAGCCGAAGAUCAAAGUGGCCAACAGUGUCGCUGGCAUAUACUCCGCUUUCGAGAUCUCCACUCACGCACACCAAGCCAAAGUGGAAAUGUAUCCGACGUUUUCGAUCAAGGUUGGCUGCAAUCUGGACUAUGCCGAUUUUCCACGAGACGUGAACUCGUGUUCGUUGUCAGUAUUCGCUAAGCAGCGAAUGAGUGAGGUUCGUUUGAGGAAUUACUACAAUAUGCCACCGACACUCUCUAUAGGAUGGGGAAACCAAGCGGACAAGCGGAUAAUCUCUGAUUUCGAGAUUCUCAAUGUGUCUAACCAUCUCACAUACUACAAGCACGGAAAUACCUCGACUCUGGAGCCGAUCACGGCAAAUGAAAUGGCUGUGUCUUGGACGGUGCUGCACACGACCAUCCAUUUCCAAAGACACAGUGUGAUGUUCGGUAUCAGCAUUGCUCUUCCAUGCCUUGUGAGUGUUGUAAUUCAUGACCUAGUAGAACUAAGAUUCAAGUCCCUCUCUUAUAGGAAAUUCUGCUGUCAUGAAAGUUGUGAACCUUUUUGUUUGUCUAAAAAAUCAUUACGUAGACCGAUAACAGAGAGAACACAUUAG